GUGUAUCAAUGUUAUCCCGACCAACCAACUUCCGCUCCAAUCAACUCGAUCCUCCACUAUCUCCAGUCUCCACUCAAGUCUCCUUCAACUAUGGCCCAUUCAAGAGCUGACCUUCACCAAAUCAAAACCCAAAGCAGUGCCAUCAGCCAUCACCUUGUGGAUUUUAUGCUGAAGAGAGACGGGAUACAACUGAAAUGCAACUACAGCCACGCCAAGCUUAUGAGGGGUCUCCUUGAGAAGGAUAAAGGUUUUAAAGAUGCGAUUUCGACGUUGGAAACUUGCUGUACAGACCUGAAACUGAAGCAUCAACAAGAAAUUGAGGGCAGAGUGAAGACGCUGGACAUAUCUCACCAACAACUCUAUGCUGAAUAUCAAGACUCUUGUUCCAGGCUCAUGGUAGACGACAUCAAGUGGGGCAAGAUUGCAGUGCUGCUCUUCUUCACGAGCGUACUAGCGAAACGAUUGUAUGAAGAGAACAAGACUCCCUUGAUAGACAGUAUCGUUGGAUGGCAGACGACAUUUCUUCACGACUUCACUCAGUGGAUUCUCGAGCAUGGCGGUUGGGGUGCCAUCAAGGGAGCAGUGAGUAUUGAUGCCUCUGAGAAAGCCAAAGAGAGAACUGAAAACCAGAGAGCUGAGAACCGCCGCCCUACUGCCUGGCUCACAGUUGCUGCAAUCAGCUUUGGAGUUGCCCUAGUAGGAGCUCUCACAUUCAAAUAGAACACUUUUGUUGAAUCACUUAAUUCGGACCGACCUCACUCAAUCUCUCCUUCACAAUCACUUAGUAGUUUUAUUUUUACAAUUUUCUUGCGAAUGUUUCAAAAAAAAGUUUCUUAUAAUUAUACCAUUAAUUAUUAUUAUUAAUUAUG
Messenger RNA from Halichondria panicea, 869 nucleotides. RefSeq names its product bcl-2-like protein 1. The transcript has 2 exons. The record is from RefSeq and is a predicted model, not a curated record. Gene Ontology annotation, cellular component: mitochondrial outer membrane. Gene Ontology annotation, biological process: intrinsic apoptotic signaling pathway in response to DNA damage; regulation of apoptotic process; extrinsic apoptotic signaling pathway in absence of ligand. Gene Ontology annotation, molecular function: protein heterodimerization activity; protein homodimerization activity. Bases 91 to 720 code for a protein of 209 amino acids. NCBI's taxonomy places the organism in Eukaryota, Metazoa, Porifera, Demospongiae, Suberitida, Halichondriidae.